AUGGUUCUUGAGGCUACUAUGAUAGCGAUUGACAAUUCUGAGUAUAUGAGAAACGGCGAUUAUCUUACGUCGAGAUAUGACGCCCAGCUAACAGCCACGGAAUUUAUUUUCCAGAAUAAAGUCAAUUCGAAUCCUGAAAAUACAGUGGGGUUAUUAGCUUAUGGCGGAGUUGGACCUCAGGUCUUGAGUACGUUAACCACGGAUUUUGGAAAAAUCUUGUCUGGAGUCCACGAAACAAAGAUAGAAGGCAAAAACAAUUUCAGUAAUGGUGUACAGGUGGCGGCUUUGGCAUUGAAACAUCGUCAAAACAAAGUCCAGCAGCAAAGGAUUGUAAUAUUUGUUGGUUCCCCCAUAGAAGACCUGGAUAAGGAAUUAGAGAAAUUGGCCAAAAAGAUGAAGAAGAAUAAUGUAGCUGUGGAUAUUAUCAAUUUUGGAGAAGAGGCUGUGAACACGAGUAAGUUGGAAAAGUUUCACUCUCUUAUAAAUAAUCAUGACAAUUCACAUUUGGUAACAGUACCACCAGGGCCACGUUUGCUUUAUGAGGUUAUUGCUUCUUCGCCAAUUUUGGUAGAAGAUGGAGCAGCUGGUGCUACUGGUGGUGCUGGUGGUGCUGGUGGCGAGAAUCUGAACUUUUUCGAUGGUGCUGGAGUCGCUGGAGCUGGAGAUAUUAUUGACCUUAAUAUGGAUCCGGAUUUGGCAUUAGCAUUGAGGUUAUCGCUAGAGGAGGAGAAAGCAAGACAGGAGAGGGAAGCUGCACAAAAAGAAAAGGAGGCAGCGAAGGAAGCAGAAAAAGCGGUAGAGAAUGUAGAUGAAAAGGCAGCAGAGGAGAAUGCGUCAAAAGGAUUGGAAACAGGUGAUGGUCAGGGGAGUGAUAAAAAAGAAGACAGUGGCAAUGGCAAUGGCAAUGGCAAUGGCAAUGGCAAUGAGAAUGAGAAUGAGGAUAAGAAUGAAAAAGGUGACACAGAUGUCAAAAUGGAUGACGUUAAAUAG
Molecule: messenger RNA, 990 nt
Organism: Lodderomyces oxycetoniae
Lineage: Eukaryota; Fungi; Ascomycota; Pichiomycetes; Serinales; Debaryomycetaceae
Gene: RPN10
Product: proteasome regulatory particle base subunit
Exons: 1
Coding region: 1-990 (329 amino acids)
Biological process (GO): proteasome-mediated ubiquitin-dependent protein catabolic process
Cellular component (GO): nucleus; proteasome regulatory particle, base subcomplex; cytosol
Molecular function (GO): polyubiquitin modification-dependent protein binding
Source: RefSeq, a predicted model, not a curated record